AUGAUAUUCAAGAGAUUAGCCAUUUUCGGGUCAAUUCUCCUAGCUCUCACUCAAAGUAAGGCCGAAGAAGAAGUUACGUCCACCGAAACCAAGUAUGUGACAAACGCGUGUUUGGAUGGACAAGUUUCUUCUAUCAUGUCCAACAAUCCUCCAUCGCAGACUACUGGGAUUCCUAUAGUCUUUGUCUACGCCAACAAUGACAAGCCUAAUACCAUUAUAAACACCUCGACAUUUGAGUACACUGUUAGUGAGAAAUCUACUGUCACCGAAACUGUCACUAAUUGUGGUUUUCUAUCAUGUCAAACUACGUCAAUUGAACAUAUUGUCAACACAGUGUACAAGACAACAGCUUGUGUCACUUAUACAACUACCACGUCUGCUACUGCUACAGUAACUUCCUACUCAAGUUCAAGUUAUAGUACUUCUCUGUCAAUCAAAAAUACCAAAUAUCUCUAUGAGACAGACACCGAAUCUGUCAUCAAGGAAGCUACCAUCACGAUGACUGCACCAACAACGACAACCACUGUGUUCAGUGCCACUACAGUACCUACCACCUUAUUCGAGUCUUGCACUUCGAAGGAAACUAUUGCAACUACAAAAAAGAAUCCUUUAAUUACCCAAUCUCCAAUUUCUCUGGCUAACUCCAAGACUAUUAAUACUGAUCAGUAUUCUAGUCCUGUGACUAUUUGUAUUACAACAACUACCGAUUCUGCUGGAGAUGACAACUUACUUUCUUCCAAAGCUCAAACAGUUCUGACUAUCGAUUUGAGACUUUCAGAAGAACCUGUCUACGCCACCACAAGCAAGUCUACAUUUGGAAUCUACCAUAACUCAACGAGUGAUUGCGUAUCAUCUGGAUACUCCAGCUCUUAUGUCUUGUCGAGUUCGCUGCUUACUUCUUCAUCGGCUGGUACUACUUCUUCUUCCUCAGUUUCGUCGUCUUCUUCUUCUAGUAGCCCAGCUCCUGUUGAAACGUCAGUUGUUCCAGAACCUCAGACUUGUUACUCUGGAGAUUUAUUUGAAGUCAUUUCAACUUCUUCUCCUCCAUCAGUUUUUGCCAGGCAAGAACUUCCUCUCUCAAUUCCAGCUGGGAUCAAUAAUGACGGAGUUCCUAUCGAAACCAACAAGUUCUAUGCCAACUUGUUCUUAGGGGACCAAACUGAUCAGAUCUGGUCUUACCCAUACGGGUUGUUCUGGACAAAGGCUGACUACUAUGGUUUCGCUAUCCAACACACUAAUACAUCCAACCGUGUAUUUGGCUCUCAAAACACCAAUAACGUUGGCGUCGAUUCUUAUUACUUCAAUCCUAUCCAAGUUGGGGAAAUGAUUCUUUCAUCUACUUCAUUGUCAGAAAGCAACAACUAUUUGGGAGUUUCGGAAAUGAAGAGUAUGUCUGUUUCUGUUGCUAUAUCUGCUUCCCAAGGCGAUCCUACCAAUUUCAUUGAAAUUCCAAUUGUCCAAGGUAUGGGGUUUGUCACUGGAAUCUACCACGGUGACAUGGUUCCUCUUUUGAAUUCUUUGGUUGGUAUCGAAACUCUUACCAAAGAGUCUUCUUCUGCUUUGCCAUCUACCAUCUUGAAAUACCGUGCCACUUUGUUUACUGGUGGUGAAUGGUUGGUUUAUGUUACUUUGCCAAGUUCUUCGGUUGACUUUGAAUUGACUGCCAAGGAUCCAUAUAACCUUGAAGGUUCUCAAGCUAUUGAUGGUCUUAUUAUUCAGAUCGCUUCUGCUCCAGAAGAGUCUUCACUCGAUGGAUUUUAUGACGAGGCUGCAGGUCAGUAUGUUGUUAGUGCUGUUGUACAAGGAUCUGUUGCAUGUAGUACUUCUGCUACCUACGAAUUUGCUUAUACAACUGAAGGUAGGUCGAACUCUGGAUAUCCACUUGUUUUUGCCUUCCCACAUCACGUUGAGUCGUUAGACGGUUCCGUCGCAGGUGCCUCUACAGGUAUUCAAUUGUCAUCGACAACCAAGGGUCAAAUGACAGGUUACUUGACGAACAAAUUGACCAUGACAGAGACUUUGGAAACAAAUAUCCAGUUCUUGCCAUGGGUUCAAGGUUUGUCAGGAACUUUGACUUACUCCGCUGAUUUACUUAAGCUUAUAGCCGAAGUAGCAAACUCGGAACUCCAGGUUGACAUGGCUGAAACUGUUGCUUCUAUGGAUUCAAAUUACUUUUCAGGUAAGGUCAUUGACAAGUACGCAUACAUCCUUUUGGUCGUUAGUGAAAUUCUCAAGGAUGACGAAGUAACAGCCAGUACCUUGUCUUCUUUGAAACAAGCGUUCGAGCCUUUCUUGAACAACCAGCAAUAUUAUCCACUUAUGUAUGAUACAAAAUUCGGAGGUAUUACAUCUACAGCCUCACAAGGUGGAGAUACUGGUGCAGACUUUGGAUCUGCUUACUACAAUGAUCACCACUUUCAUUACGGUUAUUUCGUCCAUGCUGCUGCUAUAGUUGGUUACAUCGACAACAAGCAAGGUGGUACUUGGGUAGAAGACAACAAGGACUGGGUCAAUGCAUUGAUAAGAGAUGUAGCCAACCCAUCAGAAGAAGACAAUUACUUCCCAGUGUCAAGAAUGUUUGAUUGGUUUGCUGGUCACUCUUGGGCUGCAGGUUUGUUUGCCAGUGGUGAUGGUAAAAACGAAGAAUCGACAUCCGAGGACUACAACUUUGCCUACGGUAUGAAAUUGUGGGGCCAGAUUAUCGGUGACCAAUCAAUGGAAUCAAGGGGUGACUUGAUGUUGGCUAUCAUGGCAAGGUCUAUGAACUUGUACUUCCUCUACAAGAGCGACAACACUAUUCAACCAGCAGAAAUUCUUCCAAACAAAGUUAGUGGUAUUUUCUUCGAUAACAAGGUUGACUACACCACUUACUUUGGUUCUCCAGACCAACAUCCGGAAUACGUCCAUGGUGUUCACAUGUUGCCCGUCACUCCAGCCUCUUCGUUGAUCAGAGGUGCUUCCUACGUUCAAGAGGAAUGGACCGACCAAGUUUCCACUUUCAUUGGAAAUGUCAACAGCGGUUGGACUGGUAUCUUGAGAUUGAACCAGGCUUUGUUUGAUUCCAAUUCAGCCUACUCCUUCUUCUCGUCGGACAGCUGGUCGUCCACAUAUUUGGACAACGGCUUGAGUAGAACUUGGAGUUUGGCGUUUUCCGGAGGUAUUGCCGGUUCUACCUAG
Scheffersomyces stipitis CBS 6054 is the source of this 3177-nucleotide messenger RNA. RefSeq names its product endo-1,3(4)-beta-glucanase (gene ENG1). The transcript has 2 exons. Gene Ontology annotation, molecular function: glucan endo-1,3-beta-D-glucosidase activity; endo-1,3(4)-beta-glucanase activity. The record is from RefSeq and is a predicted model, not a curated record. Bases 1 to 3177 code for a protein of 1058 amino acids. NCBI's taxonomy places the organism in Eukaryota, Fungi, Ascomycota, Pichiomycetes, Serinales, Debaryomycetaceae. Gene Ontology annotation, cellular component: cell surface.